GGCAUGGCAUCCAACAGCAUCUUCGAUUCCUUCCCGACCUACUCGCCGACCUUCAUCCGCGACCCGAGCACCAGCCGCCGCUUCACACCUCCCUCCACGGCCUUCCCCUGCGGCGGCGGCGGCGGCGGCAAGAUGGGCGAGAACAGCGGCGCGCUGGGCGCGCAGGCGGCCGUGGGGCCCGGCGGGCGCGCCCGACCCGAGGUGCGCUCGAUGGUGGACGUGCUGGCGGACCACGCGGGCGAACUCGUGCGCACCGACAGCCCCAACUUCCUCUGCUCCGUGCUGCCCUCGCACUGGCGCUGUAACAAGACGCUGCCCGUCGCCUUCAAGGUGGUGGCUCUGGGGGACGUGCCAGAUGGAACGGUGGUGACCGUGAUGGCCGGCAACGAUGAGAACUACUCCGCUGAGCUGCGCAACGCCUCAGCCGUCAUGAAGAACCAGGUGGCCAGGUUCAACGACCUUCGCUUCGUGGGCCGCAGUGGGCGAGGGAAGAGUUUCACACUGACCAUCACCGUGUUCACCAACCCCACACAAGUGGCCACCUACCACCGAGCCAUCAAGGUGACCGUGGAUGGACCCCGGGAGCCCAGACGGCAUCGACAGAAGCUGGAGGACCAGACCAAGGCGUUCCCCGACCGCUUCGGGGAGCUGGAGCGCCUGCGCAUGCGGGUGACGCCGAGCGCGCCCAGCCCCCGAGGUUCGCUCAGCACCGCCGGCCCCUUCAGCAGCCAGGCCCAGACCCCCAUCCAAGGCACCUCCGACCUGAACCCUUUCUCCGACCCCCGCCAGUUUGACCGCUCCUUCGCAGCGCUGCCGACCCUCCCGGAGAGCCGCUUCCCCGACCCCCGGAUGCAUUACCCAGGGGCCAUGUCGGCCGCCUUCCCCUACAGCGCCACACCCUCAGGCACGAGCAUCGGCAGCCUCAGCGUGGCCAGCAUGCCGGCCACCAGCCGCUUCCACCACACCUACCUCCCACCGCCCUACCCGGGGGCCCCGCAGAACCAGAGCGGGCCCUUCCAGGCCAGCCCUUCCCCCUACCACCUCUACUACGGCGCGUCCUCCGGCUCCUACCAGUUCUCCAUGGUGGCCGGCAGCAGCAGCGCUGGCGACCGCUCGCCCACCCGCAUGUUGGCCUCCUGCCCCAGCAGCGCCGCCUCUGUCGCCACCGGCAACCUCAUGAACCCCAGCCUGGGUGGCCAGAGCGACGGCGUGGAGGCCGAUGGCAGCCACAGCAACUCGCCUACUGCGCUGAGCACGCCCGGCCGCAUGGACGAGGCCGUGUGGCGGCCCUACUGACCGCCCGGGUCCAAGUGGACUGCUCCCGCUGGUGGCGGGGACCCCAAGAACCUUCCAGACAAGUGGCGGGCCCAGCUCCAAGGCUCAGGGCACUCAUGGGACUUAACGCUUCACGGCAGCUGUGGGCCCAGGGUCCAUGGUCCUGGGGCCCAGAGCUG
Molecule: messenger RNA, 1454 nt
Organism: Lagenorhynchus albirostris (white-beaked dolphin)
Lineage: Eukaryota; Metazoa; Chordata; Mammalia; Artiodactyla; Delphinidae
Gene: RUNX3
Product: RUNX family transcription factor 3
Exons: 6
Coding region: 4-1296 (430 amino acids)
Biological process (GO): neuron differentiation; regulation of transcription by RNA polymerase II; regulation of cell differentiation
Cellular component (GO): nucleus
Molecular function (GO): ATP binding; RNA polymerase II cis-regulatory region sequence-specific DNA binding; DNA-binding transcription factor activity, RNA polymerase II-specific
Source: RefSeq, a predicted model, not a curated record